AUGGCGACGGAGGAGAGCAACACUAGGGUACAGGAGGAAAAUGUUGACAGAAAAGAGGACCCUCCAAACUAUCAAUUCCUCUCUUUAGCACAAAUCAAUUCUCUUUUAGAGGAUGAUGUGGAUGGAGUCCAAAGACAAAUUGAAGAAUUCCUUGAAUUUAAAGAGUAUCAGACUAAUUUGAAAGAAGCUAUAUUGGUGGAUUAUUAUGUAUCUGGAUUUUGGUGGGGGAAGGAGAUGAAGUUUACAUCCCAGCAGCUGGUAGGAUUCAUGGCAUUAUUACACGAUCUACUGGAAAAUGUUGGAACCAAACAUAUGACUCUUGAAGAGAACCUAAUAGAGCUGUCAAAGGCACUGGCUGGCAUUGGAAAGAGCAACGUUUAUGGAAAGGGUAGACUCAGUUUCUUCAGUGUUGAACAAGCCAAAGACAUUAUCAACUACUGUAAAAUUAGUUUAUUCCAGCAUUACAAGCUAUACGAAUGGAUGUUCAACUUUCCAAGAGAUGAGGUGGUCAUAAGUGCAGAGCAAGUUAUAGAGGUUGCAAAACCAGCAGAAACACCUUUACCAUCACCGCUUGAAGAAGGUAUACCUUCUGAGAUCUAUAUGCAAUUCAUGGCUCCAGUUCCAUUACAAAACUUAAUGGAAAACAAGGAGACAGAGAAGACUGAUGAAGAUUUGGAGAAAGGUGAAAGUUUAAAUGCUGUUGAUCCUCCUAAUAUACUUAGCAUGGGGAAAGUGAAGACCGUCUUGAACCAGGCCACAGUGGAAGCUAUGGGCAGCCUUCAAACUGAGAUAAAUGAAAAGCUGAGAGUGCAGGAAGAGGCCUACCCUGAAAAAAUAGAAAACUUGGAAAAGCCAUGACAUUCUCACCAGUCUGAAAUGUCAGAUAUGAGAUUUUCACACUGAAAAUUCUGCAGAAAUGUUUUUCUUGCUACAUUACCAAAUAUUAAUUGUAUAAUAU
This is a messenger RNA of Spea bombifrons (plains spadefoot toad), 958 nucleotides long. It is a transcript of the gene CABCOCO1, whose product is annotated as ciliary associated calcium binding coiled-coil 1. Bases 1 to 858 code for a protein of 285 amino acids. Lineage: Eukaryota; Metazoa; Chordata; Amphibia; Anura; Pelobatidae. The transcript has 8 exons. The record is from RefSeq and is a predicted model, not a curated record.